This is a messenger RNA of Vigna umbellata (rice bean), 1580 nucleotides long. Its product is annotated as EPIDERMAL PATTERNING FACTOR-like protein 4. The record is from RefSeq and is a predicted model, not a curated record. Lineage: Eukaryota; Viridiplantae; Streptophyta; Magnoliopsida; Fabales; Fabaceae. Gene Ontology annotation, biological process: stomatal complex development; guard cell differentiation.
UCACUGUCUUCUUUUUGACUUGGACUUUCUCUCCCACACCAACUCUCUCACGCAAUAAUCUUUUCUUCACUUCUGCAACAAUAAUACAACAAAUCAUACAUAUCCUCCCUUCAACAUCGUCAUCCUCCUUCUCGCUCUUCAACUCGUAACUCACAUCUCUUUCCUAACCUGCGCACCCCCACCUCGCCCAUAGGCGUAAUGCGCCACCACCAUCACUUCCACUGGUUGAAAGCCUUCACCACCUUCUAUUUUCUCUUCUUCUAUUCCGCUGCAGCCGUAACAACUCUCAUCCCACAACCCAGUGGUGGGACUGUGAAUCACCUCAACCGGGAAGAGAAACAAAAUGGGUCACCGGCGGUGACGGAGGAGAGACUUGUGGCUGGGGGAAAGAGAUUCGGCGGGCCGGGGUCGUCGCCGCCGUCGUGCAGAUCCAAGUGCGGUUGGUGCAGUCCUUGCAUACCGGUUCACGUUCCAGUCCAACCCGGUUUAAUAAUUCGCCUCGAGUACUACCCAGAAGCAUGGCGUUGCAAGUGUGGGAACAAGCUUUUUAUGCCAUGACGUUAAUAAAUUAGCAUAUAUAGUUAUGGAUUAUAAAAAUCGUAGUACAAAAGAUGAACACAAACGUUGGCAGAAGCGAGCAGGAGAACAUUGCAGACACUAGCAGCAGCCGUCUUAAAUUUUCCCUUUGGGGUAUUUGUUUAUUUUUAUCUCAGUGUUAGUGCCUUUCAUGCACUGAUUAAUGCUGCUGAGGUUGGGUUGUUUAAGAGUACUAUGUUUAUAGUAUUAUUGAUGUUUAUAGUAUUGAAUUUUGGAUUAACCUUUUGAGGGAAGGAGGGAGGGACAGUCAGGAAGGGAGUGUUGGGAAUGUAAGAUGUUCAGGUGUGAUUACCGAGACGAAUAUCUUAAACCUUUCUCUGCUUUUAACACACUACACACUUCUACUUCUCUCUAUCUAUUGUUUCCCUUCUCCAUGCAUCACCCCACAAUCCUCUAUAUAUUAUUACAAGUCAAUGAAGGUUGUAAGCUGUAAUUAUGACGAGUAGUUUCUCUUCAGAUAACCAUCGUACGGAUACAUAGCGGAGGACGGAGCUAACAUGUAUUUGAAUGAUGCUGGAUGGCUACCAGGGUUAACUUGCUCAACUUUUGUUUGUAUUUGUAGGGGUUGAACCUUACUGUUUUAAGGCAUUUAGGUUUUUGAGGUUGCAUUCUUAAUUUUUCAUUGUUUGGAUUUUGUACUUUUGAGGAUUUGUUAUCACGCGACCUGUCUCAUCGCUCUCAGUGAUUGCUUCGCCGAGAGUGUUUAAUUUGAACUAUGUGAGAGUUGUUUAUAUGCGCACGCGCCGGUUCCCCCUUCUCCCCCCUUUCGUUUUCCAUUAAAUGUGCACAUGCCAACAAGUGGUGUUUUCACCUCUGCAGAAAGCAACGUUUGACACAGCAACAAGUUCGGAGUGAUAUACUUACCAUUAUAUGGGGAGAAUGGACGACGAAGUAACAAAAGAAAUACAGGUCAUAUGGGGAUGCAUUUGUUUCUUUCAUUAGUGUCUGAUAAUGGACGAGAGUUAUUGUUUUUUGACCGUACA